This is a messenger RNA of Rhopalosiphum maidis (corn leaf aphid), 2237 nucleotides long. It is a transcript of the gene Shmt, whose product is annotated as serine hydroxymethyltransferase, cytosolic. The record is from RefSeq and is a predicted model, not a curated record. Gene Ontology annotation, biological process: purine nucleobase biosynthetic process; protein homotetramerization; folic acid metabolic process. The transcript is spliced from 9 exons. Bases 553 to 2058 code for a protein of 501 amino acids. Gene Ontology annotation, cellular component: nucleus; cytoplasm; cytosol. Gene Ontology annotation, molecular function: protein homodimerization activity; pyridoxal phosphate binding; cobalt ion binding. NCBI's taxonomy places the organism in Eukaryota, Metazoa, Arthropoda, Insecta, Hemiptera, Aphididae.
AUAAUUUUGUGCACAUACCUACCACGUUUUUAAAGCACCGUUCCUUAUCAGCUAUUGUUAUAUCUUAAAAAGUUGUUUUAUAAUCCGUCCGGUCAGCGAUCACUAUUGACUGGUGACUGCCCGUCUUGAACCGUAUUGAGCUCUAAGCAAUUUAAAAUAAUCGGAAAAAUUGUUUCUGAAUUAAUUAACUUAUGUAAUACUUUGUUAUUAUAUUCACUGAUAUAAUAAUAUUGCAGUUGAAGGCCGAAGGGUUAUUAUUGCUUAUCAUUAUUUUCUACAAAUAUUUCGUCGUGACGAAACAAUUCCAAUAUUCGUACAGACCUCACAGUCGUCUCAACGGAUACACAUACAUAUUCAUUAUUUCUCUACCGACCCCACGUGAGAUACCUAAAGCCAUAUUAUAAUAUUUCGGUAUUGUGAUUGAUUAGCUUUGAUCUUUGAACAAUAUCGAACAAGAACUGGCUGUUUACAUUUAAGUUCCAAUUAAAAUUACCACAAGUCUUUAAAAUAUAAUUGUAGUUACCUACUUAGGUACUUAAAAAAAAAAUUAAAAUGUACUUACGUCCAAUAUUACGUACCUCAGUUAAUGCUCAACGGCUUCGUUUCAUAAACAAAUUAGUUACCAUGUCAACUAGUGCAAUGGAAGCAAAAUCUAAUAUUAAAACAUUGGAUGAUCCAAAUUUAAGUCUUCCAUUAGAGACUGCUGAUCCUGAGUUAUAUGCUUUAGUUAGUCAAGAGUCUCGGCGACAGAAGAAAGGACUUGAACUUAUAGCAUCAGAAAAUUUUACCUCAGUAUCGGUUUUACAAUGUCUAGGAUCUUGUUUAACUAACAAAUAUUCAGAAGGUCUUCCGGGUGCAAGAUAUUAUGGUGGUAAUCAAGUAAUUGAUCAGAUUGAAGUUUUAUGUCAAAAAAGGUGUCUUGAAACAUUUUCUUUGGAUCCAAAUCUUUGGGGUGUCAAUGUACAGCCAUACUCUGGUUCACCUGCAAAUGUUGAAGCUUAUACGGCUCUUAUUGGAGGAACCAAAGGACGAAUUAUGGGCUUGGAUUUACCAGAUGGUGGUCAUAUCAGUCAUGGUCUAAUGGCUCAAAAAAAAAGAUUGUCUGCAGCAUCAAUAUUUUUUGAAACUUUACCAUACCACGUAAAUAUGGAUACUGGUUUAAUUGACUAUGAUGAGUUGGAAAAAUCAGCAAAGAAUUUUAAACCCGAUAUUAUUAUUGCUGGUGUAACUUCCUACCCACGGACAUUGGACUAUAAACGUUUUAGAGAAAUAGCUCAGGCUAGCGAUUCAUACUUAAUGGCUGAUAUGUCACAUAUUAGUGGUUUAGUAGCUGCUGGUGUUAUUCCCUCGCCUUUUGAAUAUUGUGAUGUGGUCACAUCUACUACUCAUAAAACAUUAAGAGGUCCUCGAGCUGGAGUCAUAUUUUAUCGUAAAGGAGUUAAAUCAGUAUCAAAGACUGGUGAAAAUAUCAUGUAUGAUUUAGAAGACAGAGUAAAUGCUGCUGUUUUCCCAGGAUUUCAAGGAGGUCCUCACAAUAAUGCUAUUGCAGGAAUAGCAGCUGCUAUGCGCUUGGCGACUACCCCGGCAUUCAAAGACUAUCAAAAAAGAGUUUUGAGCAAUUGUAAACAAUUAGCUGAAUCUCUUAAACAGCUUGGAUACAAAAUAUCUACUGAUGGUACAGAUGUGCAUAUGUUGUUAGUUGAUCUUCGGCCAAUUAAUUUAACAGGUUCUAAAGCAGAGUUUACAUUACAAACAGUAGAGAUUGUGUGUAAUAAAAAUACUGUUCCUGGUGACAAAAGUGCAAUGAAUCCUUAUGGUAUUCGUUUGGGUACACCAGCUCUUACUACACGAGGAAUGAAAGAAAAUGAUAUCAUUAAAGUUGCUGAAUUAAUUCACAAAGGUUUGACCUUGGCAUUGGAUGCUCAAAAAGUAUCUGGUCCAAAAUUGGUGAACUUUAAAUCCACUCUAACAUCAGAUCCACUGUUUGUUGAUCGUGUCAAAGACAUCACAAAAGAAGUAGAAGAUUUUGCGGAACAGUUUUAUAUUCCUGAACUAUAAAUAUUUUUAUCAAGCACUAAAGCGAUAACAUUGAAUUAUUUGUGCCAAGUUAUGAAUUUAUAUUUUUGAUACUGCCUUAAAAUAUUUUAUACAUUCCAAAAUAAUUAUCAAUGGAAGAUGUUUCUACUUUUUUUUAAUUGUUAUCGUAUUUUUUUCAUAUAAUAAAAAUAAAAAAUAUA